Besnoitia besnoiti is the source of this 3351-nucleotide messenger RNA. RefSeq lists its product as uncharacterized. The record is from RefSeq and is a predicted model, not a curated record. The transcript has 6 exons. Bases 1 to 3351 code for a protein of 1116 amino acids. Gene Ontology annotation, biological process: protein dephosphorylation. NCBI's taxonomy places the organism in Eukaryota, Apicomplexa, Conoidasida, Eucoccidiorida, Sarcocystidae. Gene Ontology annotation, molecular function: protein serine/threonine phosphatase activity; cation binding.
AUGGGAGCCUAUUUGUCAGCGCCUGACUCGUCAAAAGUUACGACGAGCGGCGCUUGCACAGCUCUGAAUCUGCGAUGGAGUACGUGCAGCAUGCAAGGAUGGCGCGUGAGCAUGGAGGAUUCUCACCUCGUGCUUUACGCCAAAACGUUCUCGCACUCCACGUCUGCUUCCCCGAGUUCUUCUUCCGCUCCGCUCCUGCCUACUUCGUCUCCCUCGGCCGCAGGGGCGACUCUGCAGGUGCCUCCUGCAGGUGCUGUCGCGUCGGCCGCGCCCGGGGGCGAUAAAAGCCUCGGACUGCCUCCCGCAGAUGAUCCGGCGGGCUCUGCGGACGCCGCAUCUCCUCAAGCCACGCCCUCGACCGUGCGUUCUCCGGGCGUCGCCUGCUCGACUGCGGAGUGCAGUGGGGCCGGCGCCUCUGUGGGAGUGCCCCCUAUGGCCAUGGGUUCCGGCGUGCUCGCCGCCGGGCCCGAUGAGGAGGUCUAUUUCCAGUGGGGGGAGCUGACGCUGGUGAAGCGCCCGCCCCGCACUCAGCGACGCUCGGGGACAGGUUCAGGGUCACCCGCCGGCCCGGGCGCUCUUGCCCCCGGCAUGUCUCCGGGGCCCUGUGGUGCGCCCCGAUGCGGCGGCGAGGCCAACCUGUCGCUCUUGGAGGGCGAGUUCGAUAAAGAGGCGGACGAAGAAAAGGGGAGGAAGGCCUCUGGAGAUGAGGAAGAAAAAGGAAACAAAAGUGGAGGCAGCUUCCGGCCGACCGCUGCGGCGCGUCGGGCGUUUAGGAGGCGGCGAUGCUCUUCAUCGGGCGCGCCGGACGAAGAGAAAGGAGGCGCAGGAGCUGGCUUACUGGCGCUGGAAGAAGAGGAAGAGGAAAUUACGCCUGAAGAUGUCGAAACAGGGGACGUUAAGCUCGCUCUCUUUGCGGUUUUUGAUGGCCAUGGUGGCGCCCAUGUUGCGAGGUACGCCGCGGAACACCUGCCACAAGCUCUUCUGGCUCAGGAAGGUUUUCGGCAGAGCCAGUACGGCGCUGCGCUGCGCGGCGCGUACCUUGAGGUCGACGAGGAACUUCGUCUGGAGUCCUCGCAGGACGAGCUGAGUUUCUUGACGCACCACCCCCCGGGGCACAUGCAGCGCCUGGAGCAGAAUGCAGUUGUCUUAGGAGCCCCCCAGUCAGGGCCCGCGUCCGGCACGGCGUGUUCGCGUCGCUCCGUUAGGCAUUCCGGCGCCGGCACGGGCACAGGGAGGGUUUUCGCGGCCUGUACGUCUCCUUUCCUCCAUACGGGGGGCGAUGCGAAGGCGCUGUCUGGCGCGCCCGCCGUCCCUUCCCUUGAGGGCAAACAAGCGGCUCCCGCAGGCGGGGCGACGGCGCGGCCUCUGGGGGAACCCAGCCCGGUGGGGCGGAUCGACGAGGAGGCUCCAGCAGGAGCUCUUGCGGGAAUCUCCGAGGAGGGCGAAGAGACUGCAGGCGAGAAGGACGUUGAGAAGGCCGGGGGGGCAGAGGCGGCGACCCGCGGACGGGCGGCGCCUGGCGGCUCGGUGCCAGGCUCGAGCUCGGAUGCAGAGUGUGUGGACGACGCGCCUGUCAACGUCUCGUUGGCUUCACGCCACAGCCUCAAGCGCGGGUACGGGGUCGCGUCGGCCCUGCCCUCCUCGCUCGCGGAGGGCUCUCCGGAGGCGAAAGUCGCGGGGCCAAAAUCCGGCAGUGUGGCGAUCCCCCGCGACGCCUCACGUGAAAUUCCUCCGCAACCACCUCAUGGAACAGGCCGCGGCCCCAGUGCCCCUGCGUCCGAAUCGUCCGCGGACGAGUGCUUCGUGCCGAAACCGCGAAGCCGGCCGCCGUCUCCUUCCGACCACGCGGUCUCCUCCGGCUACGCCCAAAGUCCGGGGCGCCACCCGGCCGGGGCGACGGCGUCGCGUCUCGCGGGCUGCGUGUCGCCGCGAACAGGGGCAGCGGACAAGGGCGCGGGGGGCGCAAUCGGGCUGUCUGGCCUCGCCCCCGCCUACGUGAGCAAAGAGGCGGCGCGAGGCGACGCAGCCGCGAGCGACGGCGAGGAAGGCCGCGGGGGGGGUGCCGCCUUCGCUGAGGCGGACUCGAGGGGCCUGCCGCAGCUCCCGUUGUUUCCUCCAGCCUGUCUCGUCGCGGCGCGAGAAGGCACUCCGGCGGAAAGAGCCGCGUCGACUGCGGGCGGGGGGUGGGGCCAACAGGCGGAGGGCGCCGCCGGGGGCAAUGCGCACGGCCACCACGUGCCGUCGCUGCUCGUGGGCAGAGGCAAGAGUCUGCGCGCGUCGCUGUCGGGGUUUGUCGAUGGGGUCCGGAACUCGCUGAACCUGGGCAGACUCUUCUCGCGGGCCGUCGGAGGCGGCAGCCAGCCAAAUGCGCUCAAGUCCCUCGCCAGCCUCGCUGGCUGCACCGCCAUCACCGUCCUCGUCACGCCGUCGUGGAUCAUUGUAGGCAACGUCGGCGAUUCGCGAUGCGUCAUGUGUCGCGGCGACGAGGCCGUGGAGUUGUCGCGCGACCACAAACCGCAGCUUCCUGAGGAAAGGAUUCGGAUCUACGCAGCAGGAGGCUACUUGGAGAUGGGACGCGUCAACGGGAAUCUCAACCUCAGCCGUGCGCUGGGUGACCUCGUGUAUAAGCAGGACAGCACCCUUCCUGCGGAAAAACAAAUCGUCUCGGCAGUCCCCGACAUCGUCAGUCUCCACCGCGACCCGGAAAAAGACGAAUUUAUCAUUAUCGGUUGCGACGGCAUCUGGGAGCUGCUGUCGUCUCAGGAGGUCGUUGAUUUUAUUCGGAAACGCAUUGAGGAUACGGCGGAUUUGUCUCAGAUUCUCCAGGAGCUUCUCGACAGUUUGUUGUCCCCGAACCCGGCAGUUUUCGAGUACGGGUGCGACAACAUGACGGCGAUUCUGGUGGAUUUGAAGCCUGAGACGCGGCAGCACCGCCUCGCGGCGUUUUACUCGACCUCCUCGCAAGCGUUUUCGUCGUCGGGAAGUACGUCGCUGGGGCACCUCGGCUCGUUGCUUGUCCCUGGGGGCGAGGAGGCCGGCGCGGUCGCGCCGAAGGAGACAGAGGAGACCGAGCCAGACGCUGCCGCGGAGUCGCCUUCGCCGCGUGAGCAGCCCGCGACUGAGGCGUCGUCCUCUCCUGAGAAGAGAGAGAAAGCGGACUCGGCGGCGGGACCGAAGGAUGGGUCGCGAGUCCACAAGGGAUCCGAAGGCCGCGGGAAAGGAGACGACAAGACGCGACGGGGCGUUGUGGCGAAAGGAACCGAAGCCAAGGGCGCUGAGGCCGCGGCAGACUCGAAAAGAGAAGCGGAGGGCUCGGAUGCCCUUCCGCAGAAGACAGGUGAAGAGAGCUAG